UGACGGCAAAAUAAGGUCAGCUGAUUUUCAUGUCAGCUGACUAGUCUUGUGAAUUUUCAAUAACCAAUUUCAACUAAAUAGCUACUGAAGUUCACAGUACUGCCCUUUUUAAAAUUGUCCAGUUCAAUAAUUAAAAAUGUCUCAGAGCGACAGGCUGCCGAUUUUCCCCUCCAGAGGGGCACAGAUGUUAAUGAAAAUCCGUCUAAAGGGGGCCCAAACCGGGCACAGUCUGCUCAAGAAGAAGGCUGAUGCUUUGCAAAUGAGAUUUCGUAUGAUUUUAUCAAAAAUCAUCAAGACCAAAACCCUGAUGGGCGAAGUAAUGAAAGAAGCAGCAUUCUCUUUGGCAGAGGCGAAAUUUGCCACUGGAGAUUUCAAUCAGGUCGUUCUGCAGAAUGUCACAAAGGCUCAAAUCAAAGUGAGGACAAAGAAAGACAACGUAGCAGGUGUAACUCUGCCAGUGUUUGAAUCGUACCAAGACGGUACAGACACUUAUGAAUUGGCCGGAUUGGCCAGAGGAGGUCAACAACUCACCAAGCUGAAGAAGAACUAUCAGAAUGCUGUUAAGCUGUUGGUGGAGUUGGCUUCUUUGCAGACAUCUUUUGUCACACUGGAUGAGGUGAUCAAAGUCACCAACAGAAGGGUGAAUGCUAUUGAACACGUAAUCAUUCCAAAAAUUGAAAACACUUUACAAUACAUUAUUUCGGAGCUGGAUGAGGUUGAGCGAGAGGAGUUCUACCGUUUAAAGAAAAUCCAGGACAAGAAGAAGAUCAUCAAAGCGAAAGCCGAAAAGAGGAGGCUUGCACUAAAAGCGGCUGGGCUGCUUGAAGAGCAAAAUGCUUCCGCUAACAUCCUGGACGAAAGAGAUGAGGAUAUUCUGUUUUAAGUGUUUUACUCUUGAAGCAUUUUCAAUGAUCAAGUUGACCUCUAUAAGAAACGUAUUCCCAUUGGUAUUGGUUACAUGUAUGCCUCUAAUUCACUAAAGCAAAAAGUAUGUUUAUAAAAACAACUUGAUAUGUUUUCUACACUUAGAAACAAUGUAAGUCAUCAUCAAGCUAAUGCCAUCAUUUUGGAUGAUGACAGAGUUUAAGGGUUGAAUGUGUAGAAAAAGUAUCUGUUAAAAUUGUAUAUUUUAGAUGUAACAUUGAAAAUAAACAACUAUUAUUCCA
Molecule: messenger RNA, 1166 nt
Organism: Dendroctonus ponderosae (mountain pine beetle)
Lineage: Eukaryota; Metazoa; Arthropoda; Insecta; Coleoptera; Curculionidae
Product: V-type proton ATPase subunit D
Exons: 5
Coding region: 137-883 (248 amino acids)
Cellular component (GO): proton-transporting V-type ATPase complex
Molecular function (GO): proton-transporting ATPase activity, rotational mechanism
Source: RefSeq, a predicted model, not a curated record